Messenger RNA from Cucurbita moschata (crookneck pumpkin), 1189 nucleotides. RefSeq names its product nifU-like protein 4, mitochondrial. NCBI's taxonomy places the organism in Eukaryota, Viridiplantae, Streptophyta, Magnoliopsida, Cucurbitales, Cucurbitaceae. Bases 36 to 857 code for a protein of 273 amino acids. Gene Ontology annotation, biological process: iron-sulfur cluster assembly. Gene Ontology annotation, molecular function: iron ion binding; iron-sulfur cluster binding. Gene Ontology annotation, cellular component: mitochondrion. The record is from RefSeq and is a predicted model, not a curated record. The transcript is spliced from 6 exons.
AGAACUCUUCAAUUUGCAAGAACAGCGAGGGAAAAAUGAGGGGCUUAGGAAGUUUGAUUGUGCGAGCUCGAAGAAUUUCACCACUGGGUUCUCACGGAGUUGGGAAGAUUCGAUUCUUCUCAGCCGCAACAACUUCUUCUAUAUUCGGCGGAAACGAAGCUGCUUCGUGUUCUGUAUCGUCAAGAACUUGCUUCGAUCCUCUCUUGCGUUCAUGGAGAUGGAGCCAAUUUGGAGGACAAAAAAGAACAAUGUUCAUUGAAACUCAGUCAACACCCAAUCCUUCAUCUCUCAUGUUCUAUCCUGGAAAGCCUGUUAUGGAAGUCGGGAGUGCUGAUUUUCCUAAUGCGCGUUCUGCUAUGAACUCCCCACUAGCAAAGGCUCUUUAUGGUGUUGACGGUGUUAUCCGAGUCUUCUUUGGAUCAGAUUUUGUUACUGUAACAAAGUCAAAUGAGGCUUCGUGGGAUUUCCUUAAGCCUGAAAUUUUUGCUUCAAUCAUGGACUUCUAUUCUUCUGGACAACCACUAUUUCUAGACGCUAAUACUGCUGCUGCCAUGGAUACAGCCAUCAACGAAGAUGAUUCUGAAACUGUUGCUAUGAUUAAAGAGCUGCUUGAGACUCGUAUUCGACCAACAGUGCAAGAUGAUGGUGGAGAUAUUGAAUACAGGGGAUAUAAUGAAGAAACUGGAAUUGUCAAAUUGAGAAUGCAAGGAGCAUGCAGUGGCUGCCCAAGCUCAUCCGUCACUCUAAAAUCUGGCAUUGAAAAUAUGUUGAUGCAUUAUGUACCAGAGGUGAAGGGCGUGGAACAAGAAUUUGACGUCGAGGAAGAGGAUGUAAAGUCAACCAGCCAGAUGGAGUAAAAGAUGAGUUGGUCUAUUUAUUCUAUGUUAUGUUGAGCCACAACACUGAUCUUGAGGGUGAGCCCUUACGAGUUGGUUGUUUCAUUCUUUGUUAGAUUGAACUGCAACACUGAUCUUGAGGGGUGACCAUACGGGUACUUGUUAUUAUGCAGAGAAUAAAAAGGGCGUCGUGGUUGAAUUAUUUCAUGGUUUAUAGAGUUGUUCCUAGCUAAGAAAAGAAGUCUGUGGAACUGGGAUUCCAUGGACUUACCAUAUUUUGGACAUGACGAACAUAUAUGGUAAACAUAAGAGAGAUUUGAUUGUUCAUUCAAUAAUAACAUUUUUGUUCUAUA